This is a messenger RNA of Athene cunicularia (burrowing owl), 2258 nucleotides long. RefSeq names its product ankyrin repeat domain 54 (gene ANKRD54). The record is from RefSeq and is a predicted model, not a curated record. Lineage: Eukaryota; Metazoa; Chordata; Aves; Strigiformes; Strigidae. The transcript has 8 exons. Gene Ontology annotation, molecular function: protein binding. The annotation marks the transcript as partial.
GCCCGCCGCCUACGCAGGGCCGCCCGCCUCCACCGCCGGUUGGGGCCUACAGGCAAGGAGAGCUACGCUCUGAAAAGACUGCGUGAAGCUGCCAAUAGCAAUGACUUGGACAUAGUGCAGCAACUCUUGGAGGAUGGAACUGACCCCUGUGCCGCGGAUGACAAAGGCCGGACAGCCCUGCACUUUGCCUCCUGCAAUGGCAAUGAUCACAUCGUGCAACUGCUUCUGGACCAUGGGGCUGACCCGAACCAGAGAGAUGGGCUGGGAAACACCCCCUUACACUUGGCUGCCUGCACAAACCACGUUCCUGUCAUCACCACACUGCUGCGUGGAGGGGCCAGAGUUGAUGCCUUGGAUCGAGCUGGCAGAACCCCACUGCACCUUGCUAAAUCAAAGCUGAACAUCCUGCAGGAGGGACUCUCCCACAGCCUGGAGGCUGUACGCCUUGAAGUGAAACAGAUUAUCCAGAUGUUGCGGGAAUACCUGGAGCGUCUGGGGAGGCACGAGCAAAAGGAACAGUUGGAUGACCUCUGCUCCAGGUUACAGAUGACUAGCACAAAGGAGCAGGUGGACGAGGUUACAGACCUCCUGGCCAGCUUCACGUCACUCAGCCUGCAGAUGCAGAAGAUGGAGAAGAGGUAAUGGGCUUCCAAAUGCAUCUUCCUGAUGCAGCAGGAGAAACCUUAGAGAGAAAAAGAGGAAGCUGAAGCUUGCUUCCCAUAUUGCUGAGUAAACAUUGCUGCCAGCAGCCAUUCCUGCCAGAUCCACUCUCCGUUGGUUUUCAGACUGUUCCUGUUGGUGCUGCCACAGCUGCCUCAUGGGGAGACAGCAGGCUUUAGACAACAGAGUGCUGCAGCUCAGAUUUAUGGAAAAAAAGAGCUGCUCUUUUUAUCAGAUGGGCUAGCACUGAAUAGACUAUACCUUCCCAGAGAUAUUUUGCUUUCUCCUAAUCACUUCAGCUUGAUGUAGGUGGUGGCUGAUGCCACGUGCAGUCACCAUCCCUGACUAGUGCACUCAGCAGCUGGCCAACAUCACAGAAAUGCUUGGAACAGGCACCUUUUGCCACCUCCACAGUACUCAGUUGCAUGGGGGAGAAAGUGAGUGCCUCGGACAACAGAAGGCUUUGUGUUGUGAGAAGAACGCACACUUAAUUCUGCAUGCUAGCAGCUGAGCAAACAUACUGCCUUGAGACACACAUGCUGACGCUUAAUCCUAACCUUCCCCAGAGCCUGUGGUCAGAGGGCAGAGAAUCUGUCUGGUUGCAAAUAUGAUACAAAGCUUUUAAUCACUAGACUUAACAGCUUUCGCUGCCCCUGGUUUUUAAAUCACUGAUGCAAGUUAGUGCUUAAAUACUACAGUGAAACACUUGCAAAAAAAAAUACCCAGGUAGACAGCCUGCCCUGAUGCAAGAUAAGGUUUGAGGGGUGACUUAAUCCUAGCGCAGUUUUAGGCAGACAUCUACAUCUUGGAAAAAAAAAAACCCCACCAUAACUGACUUUUGUGUUUCCUGUUACUGGCAGUCUUGUGCAAGAGGUCCAGCUGCAACGGGAGGUGGUGUGUAUUCAGCUGUAUGUUCAGGCUGGGAUGGAGGUGGAUUUACUGCUGAUUAGGAGUGCCAAGCCCAGAGCUGGCCCAUAGUGUUUCUUGCUUGUCACAGAGAGGUGCUGCUCCAGGACCUCAAGUGUGCUGUGAGGAAUGAGUUAUGACCUCUGCUGGGAACCUGAAGUAAUGCAGCUAUGAAGGAUGAAGGGAAUUGCCGUUGCUAAUUGAUCUCUUGCUUCUGCCCCACUGUGAUUAGUGAAGAUGUAGAUAGCUUUGUUUUGGGAUCCAUACAUCUUGUCAGUAGGGUGCAAAUAGCAUCAGGGUGACAAGAACAUGCCUGAUAGCAAUCCAAGUGCCCACCUGGGGACCAUACCUAAAUGAUACAGAGUGUAGUAGCAAUACCCAUCCUGCAGCUUGGGCAACACUGGUUUCAGAGACCUUCAUGUCAGCAUGUUCUCAUAAUAUCUGACCUCUUGUUCAGGAAGAGGCUGAGUGGACCUCUAUGUUCAAAGCUGAGAUACCAGAAAUAUGCAUGACUUUUAGAUGGGUUCAUCCAUGAUGCCAUGACUGGGACUAAUGGUCUUGUGGUUUAGCUGGAGCUGACACUGUGAAUACUGAUACUUCAUUACAAUAUGCUGGAUGGGAAGGAUACUGGGUGGGUGGGAGACAAUCUGACCUUUUUAUAUUUUGAACUCAAUAAAAUCCUGUCAGCCUUU